This is a messenger RNA of Suillus clintonianus, 1762 nucleotides long. RefSeq lists its product as uncharacterized. The record is from RefSeq and is a predicted model, not a curated record. The coding region runs from base 388 to 1674 and encodes 428 amino acids. The transcript is spliced from 3 exons. Lineage: Eukaryota; Fungi; Basidiomycota; Agaricomycetes; Boletales; Suillaceae.
GUCAUAGUGACGGGCACCGUGCGUCGUGGGAUGUAAUCCAACCUCGCUGGAAUAUCGAUAAAUCCGAGUCGUUUGAGGACUGGAUAUCCCUAGUAUAACCCUCAAGGAAGUCUUCGCAAUCGAUGAUUUGUGCGACCAUCGGAGAAUUUGAGUGCACUUUGCAGGGUUUCGUUUCAGCGAAAACGUCACAGGAUAAGCGCUAAGCUUCGUUAACGUUUCGAUUCAUUGAGGUCUAAAAAUGGAAGCGGCAGUGUCAGCUUGCUUGUUACAAGCUGUGGUCAUUUCAUUAUACCCGUGUUCAUAUAAAAAUCAGUGACGGGUUCAACCAAACGCAACACGCUCUCUCUCUCUCUCUCUUCCAAUCAUUUCACGACAUCUUCCAAUAUCAUGACUUUUUACGGAUUCUUACCCUAUUCUUACCCUCCGAAGCUCGUGGAACACGAAAUAACACUCAAAUUUGCCACAAGUUCGCCUUCUCGCCAAGCCUACGACAAUCUUCGGACACCGCGCGUGCCCGCCAGUGGUAUCCCUAUCGAGGUCGUGUUGACCAUCUUGGAGGCAGCGUACUUUGACAACAGAGAUGAUCCUGACGUCGAUCUUUUGAGCAACUGUGCACUUGUUUGCAAUGCAUGGUCGCUGCAUGCUCAAAAGCUCUUAUUUCGACGAGUUCGCCUCCGCUCGCAUUCGGCAUUUGCUUCAUUUACUCACGCUGUCGACCGGAGUUCUUUGCGUGGGAGAAUGCUCGGAGACGCCGUUAUUCAAAUGCGCGCAGUUCUUGAUCAUAACCAGCCUGGUUGCCUCAAGCAAUCGUCACUAGCUAUUGCAGUGGCUAAUUGCCCAAAUCUGUACGAGCUAGACAUUGCUCAGUACGGGUGUGUGACUCCUGGUAAAGAUGUCGUUGGAAGCCCCGCCCAGGAACGCAUGCGGCGUCCUGCCCCAUCUUUUGACGAGCAUUCUCUCGCAUUACUCAGUUCCGGCCCGCGCAUCACGGCUCUAAAUUUCAGCAACUGGUCGGAGAACGAUCAGUCUGUUCUCCAACUUCUCGAAGUUUGGCGUUCUUUGAAAUCACUCUCCAUCACUGGAACAUCUCCCGUUCUAUCUCCCGCCGUGACGUAUCCACCAUUCCCCUGCGCUCUGGAAGAACUGCGUUUGAACUGCCAAAGAGAACCUGCCAAGGAAUUCCUUGGUUGGCUCUUGCAUCGCUCCGCGGAAGAAAAGAGUUUACGGGUCAUUGACCUGGAACGUCAACCAAGCCCUGAGCUUUUAGACUUCCUCGUCGAGAAGCACGGCGAAACAUUGCACUCGCUUGCCAUUCCAUCUUUUGCCAUGCAUGACCACGCACACGCUGCAAUGCGCUGCCGCUCUCUUCGUGAGCUUCGCACCGAGAGCUCGUGGUCUUCUCCUGUCGUUUGCCGCCAAAUGCCAGAGACUAUACAGCACAUAGCAUUCGGGCUCGACCAGGAUACCAUUCUCAACCCUAUCAUUGAUCUCGUCAAGACUCGAGACGACUUACAAGCUGUCACAGUCAACCUUUGGCACGACGGCCACCAGCACCCGCAGCUCGCAUCUCUCCAGAUGGCGUGUGCAUACCGCGGUGUUGACCUCCGUCUAACACGGGACGUGCGAAGAAUGCGCUUGUUAGUAGUGAGUGAACAGCCUUCUUUCCUGCUGUAAAUUCACACUGAUCAACCGAAUAGCGCGGGGAUCCAGUUGUGCCGCCGACGUACCCGCGCACGCAGACUCUCGACAGUAUGCAGCUUGC